This is a messenger RNA of Cokeromyces recurvatus, 786 nucleotides long. RefSeq lists its product as uncharacterized. Bases 1 to 786 code for a protein of 261 amino acids. The transcript is spliced from 6 exons. The record is from RefSeq and is a predicted model, not a curated record. Gene Ontology annotation, biological process: regulation of DNA-templated transcription. NCBI's taxonomy places the organism in Eukaryota, Fungi, Mucoromycota, Mucoromycetes, Mucorales, Mucoraceae.
AUGAAAAAAGAGUCUGAUAUUACACCUAAUUAUUUAGCUGAAUAUUCUGAUACUAUUGAAGCUUUGCCACUUGAAUUACAACGAAAUUAUACUUUGAUACGACAAUUAGAUGAAAAUGCAGAAGAUUUGAUGAAUCAAGUUCAGAAAGAAUCUGCAGCUUUAAUAGAAAUUAAACAAAAACUAUCAUUAGAAGAGAGGCGAUCUCGAUUAGAGCAUAUUGGUCAACUAUUGAAUGAAGCUAUAAAAAAAGGAGAAGAGAAGUUUGCAUUAGCUAAAUCUACUUAUGAUACAGUAAAACAUUGUACACGAUUAGAUAAUGAUUUACAGAAAAUUGAAGAUGAACAACUAAUAGGCCCAGGACGUGCGACUAUGAAUAAUACGACUACUACUAAAACGACAUCAAGUGAAAUUUCAAAUCGUAAAGUAUUAUCUGCAGUCAUAGAAAAUAUAACAGAAAGAAAACAAACAAGUGGAAAUAGAAAAAGGACAAGAAAAGCACGAGCAAAUAGAAAUAUAAAACAAGAUGAAGAAAAUGGCUUAUCAACAGAAGAUGCAAUGCAACAUGCAAAAGCAGCUGCAUCCCUCAGUGAUUUACCAAUUGAUCCCAACGAACCACUUUAUUGCUAUUGUAGUCAAGUAUCUUUUGGUGAAAUGCUUGCUUGUGAUAAUCCAGAGUGUGAAAUUGAAUGGUUUCAUCUGGAAUGUGUUGGCUUAAAGACACCGCCUAAAGGCAAAUGGUACUGUAAAAAUUGUGCACCAGAUCUAAAAAAGAAAAGAAAAUAUUAA